AAUGAGAAUUCAUGUCAGCUUUAUGCUCUUUCAGUGCUGGUCCUGCUGCUGCUACUGUUGGCAAAUAAAAACAAGCCAAAGAAGGGACAACCUUUGCUCCUGGAUAACGACAUCAGAGACGACAUCUUUUGUUAUGAUGAGGAGGGAGGUGGAGAGGAGGACCAGGACUACUUUGAUCUGGGUGUUCUCCACCGUGGUUUGGACAACCGUCCCCAUGUGUUCAGGGAUGAAGUGGCUCCAGUUUUUCAGACACGGCCUGUUGUGUAUAAACCUCGACCCGCCAACCCAGAAGAUAUCGGCGGCUUCAUUGAUGAUAACCUAAAGGCGGCAGAUAACGACCCGACUGCUCCCCCCUACGACUCCCUGCUGGUGUUUGAUUAUGAAGGAGGCGGUUCUGAAGCUGGAAGCAUUUCGUCUCUGAACUCGUCAAGCGAUGGAGACCAGGACUAUGACUGCCUCAGCGACUGGGGGCCUCGCUUCAAGAAGCUGGCCGACAUGUACGGAGGAGGAGAUGAUGAGAUGAUGUGAAUGUACCAGUACUGAGAAAAAUGGCUGCAUGCAUGCAGUCUGACUGUGACGAUGUGUGAAAUUAAUAUCUGUGUGACAAUGUGUAAUCAGUCCUAUUUUUUCCUCUUUCAGCUGUUCUUCAUUAGGAUCUUCAGGUUAAAGCCUUACAUUAGUUUUAGUUCUUCAUUUAUGAUUCUAUUCUUUAUUAGACAUACAAACUUGAAAGCUCAGUUUUACUGCUGUGAUUUGUGGAGAAUGUAACCAAUAUAGUAAGCACUUUUCCUCUUGUUUUAUUAUUUUUUUAUUAAUUUUUCCAUCAGUGUUUAUUUUUCAGUACAUUAGAUCCAUACAAAGUUCUACAGCCAUUGUGCCAUUAGCAAGAGUUGAUGAGGUUGUUUUUGUUUUUUUUGU
Molecule: messenger RNA, 918 nt
Organism: Xiphophorus couchianus (Monterrey platyfish)
Lineage: Eukaryota; Metazoa; Chordata; Actinopteri; Cyprinodontiformes; Poeciliidae
Product: B-cadherin-like
Exons: 3
Biological process (GO): calcium-dependent cell-cell adhesion; homophilic cell-cell adhesion; cell-cell junction assembly
Cellular component (GO): cytoplasm; catenin complex; adherens junction
Molecular function (GO): cadherin binding; beta-catenin binding; calcium ion binding
Source: RefSeq, a predicted model, not a curated record